AAUUAAAAAGGGGCUCUCAAUUGGUGCAAACUAGCUAUGUUUUUCAGGCCACUGUACGGGGUGUCGGCGCUGGUUUGAAACGCGAAUGCAGGUAUGCGCAAGAUAGCAUGGUGGUAGCCCUGGCGGACAUGGCGACCGUCGGCGCAGAGACGGCAAUGACAGCGCACGCCAGGUAUCGUUGGUUUAAGACCAGGCAUCACUCAUUCUCCGGUUCAGGAGAAACCAAGAUGCAAGAAAGACACCUUAGCCAGUGUGAACUAUCGCUGCACACCCAAAAGCGGCACCAAAGAAUGGACCAGGGUUAUCUGGAGAACGCCAUUGAAGAGACACGCCAGAUUGGCAAUAAGCGCGCGAUGGGCUCCCAACGCGAUCGUCAAAUCAGCACGCGUAAAGGGCUUUUCAUCACAAUCCACGCCAAGCUCCCGCGGAUGAGAGCUGAAGGGAAACGUGGCUUGUUCAGGACGGACGGCAUCAAUUCAUCGGAUGUCUGAUCUCCCGGUCCUGCCAGGAGAUUAAACCCAGAACAAGUAUAGAAGCGAAGCGGAUUAUCCCAACUCCUUUUUUUAGGAGAGAUGAAAAUAGGAGUAGCUCCAUUGUUAUAUCAGGGUCAUUAUUGAAGCCCGAGGGCGAGAUUAUUAGCAGCAAACACUAGUUAGUACGUACUUACUUACUCCCCUAGCAAUUGGACGUUUAAUGAAAGCAUCACGAUGGG
Molecule: messenger RNA, 712 nt
Organism: Aspergillus piperis CBS 112811
Lineage: Eukaryota; Fungi; Ascomycota; Eurotiomycetes; Eurotiales; Aspergillaceae
Exons: 4
Coding region: 108-491 (127 amino acids)
Source: RefSeq, a predicted model, not a curated record